AAAAAAGAUAAAAAAACGGGAGAACAAGUAGCCCAAUGAAAAAAAUAGCACCAACGUUGGAGGGGACUCCAUUCUUUCUGUUCGUUAGCACUUAGCCACAGCAAGUAUUUCUCUUCUUCUUUUGGAAUUAGCCAUAGCAGCAGGAAAGAACUAAGGAGGUUCCUCAACUUCACAUUUCUUUGAUUUCUCUCAAUUCAAUUUAGAUUCCAAGUGAUGAUUGGACAAGUUGUUUUUGGAGCAGAACUCUAAUUCAAGAGUGUUUAUCUGGGAACUUACAUGAAAUUUGGAAUGGCCAAGAGCUUCUGAGGUAUCCCCGUGUCCAUGGUGAACGUGAAGGGCCUCGCUCGCCUGAAGAAACAGGACCCGAAGGGGUCGGGACAGGGCAACCAGAAGCCCACCACUGCCCUCUUCAAGAAAGCCGAGGGCGAUGCCGCUGCCAGCAAGAGGAAGGCGGCGACCAAGGGGUCCCCCCCGGCUACCAAAAAGCCGAAGAAGGGGGAUAUCACCGAUAGGGAGCCCCCGGUCAUGAUUGUUGAUGAGCACCCCGCCUCCGGGGUGCAGGUGGAGAAGCCGUCGGGUGGAACGCCGGCGGGGGCAGAGGAGUUGCUACCUGAGGUCCUCCAAGUUUCGUUUCCGAGGGGUACAUCUCUGGCCAGCGGCGCUGUCGACCCGGGGGCCAUCUUGAGGGGCAUAACCCCUGAGACGGAUAGGGCUGCCCUCAGGGCUUAUAAUGAUGCGGCCCUCGAGGACCACAUUUUCCGCUCCUCCCUCUCUGCUUGUCUAGCCCUCGGUGAACAGGCCCGGAGGCUUCAAGAAUGGCGCCUUCACAAAGCGGAGCAGGACGUCAAAAUGAGGGAGUGUAUCCUCAAGAACAAAGAGGCGGUGAAGCUGGGGGCCAGGCUAGAAGAGGAGCUUCGGCAGAUGAACCUAAAAUUGGAGGCUGCAGAAAAGGGCAAGGCUGAUGCUGAGGCCGCUGCUGAGGAGGCCAGGAGAGCUGCCAAAGAGGCCGAGGAUUCCAAGGCGUCAGCCAUCGCCAAGGCUCAGGAGGAGGCCGUUGACGCCUUCGUCGCCGAGGGUUGGAGAGCCGAGGGGCGCAAGAUGUGGGUGUCCUCGGUCGUGGAGGCAUGCGUUGAUGAAUGGGCCGAGGGCCCUGGGUGGGAAUGGAUGGCCCGGAAGGGCAGAGAAUAUUAUGAGGCCGGCGAAUUCUUCACCCAGGCCCUCAUCUAUCGGAGGAUGGCCUGACACUUGGGUAUUGAGCCAAAGGAUUUCGCCCCCUCGGCAUAUGGCCUCCCUCCCCUGCAGCCUGAUGUCCGUGAAUCCCUUCCCGAAGGUGUACAACGGCCCGACCUUGAGGACACAGAGCUGAAGAAAGAGGCUGAGGACGACGCUGUUGAGGCCGGAGCGGAGGUAUCGUCGAGGCCGGCUGCAGAGGACGCCCCGGGGAAUGAUGAUGUCGUAGUUGUUGAGUGAUUUUAUACUUAGGAAUGUCUGAACAUAUUUUGUAAUGAACAUCAUUGAUGUAUGAAUAGUUGACCGGGGGGGAAAAUAUGUAGGACUUAGAAAAUUUUCUAAGCGAAGAUUUUCCCUCGGGAGCCUUCGGGAGAUGGCAUCCCUUCUUGAUGCAUAGCCUUCGACUGUCCUAU
Molecule: messenger RNA, 1643 nt
Organism: Cuscuta europaea
Lineage: Eukaryota; Viridiplantae; Streptophyta; Magnoliopsida; Solanales; Convolvulaceae
Source: the annotation of a GenBank genome assembly